GGCGGGUCAUGUGAAGGUCAGCGGAGGAGCGGAGGAGGUUCACGGGGAGUUCACGCGCAUACAUUAGGUAACACCAUCGGUCGCUGUGACAUAACGAGUAUGAAGAAGGUUGAGUUGAAGCAUUCGUCAACGGGGAAGAGAUAAGAAGAAGAAGGGGAAUCAGAAGCGCAGGACAAACUUUGUUAUGCAAAUCAGCCGCCGGAUCUGGACGUUUGCGCUCGGCGAGGUGCGCGUCGAGCUGCGGAAUACGUUUCUAACCCUGGGCGCGCGCGCGUCUGCGAAUCCGUCGCCGUCACGUUUUGCUGCCGAAACACUUUGCAUCGAUUAAAGCCACAUAUCGAGGCGAAGCCGCGCAGCUGUGAAGGAUUUACGGCCGCUCCAGAAGCCGCACCAUGUUUGACUUUAUGGAAUUCCAGGCGUUCGGUCCGGGGGAGAUCUUGGACCUGUACACGUCCGCACCGAGCCCUGCCUGCGUGCUGCACGAGCAGGACCAGGACCUGGCCCAUUUCUUCCCGGAGCUGAUCGAGUCGGACUGGCAGAACCAUCGAUGCUCGCAGUCAGUGGGCAGUCGGAGCUCCAGCUCCAGCUCGGACGACCUGUUCGCCAGCCCUCCCUCUCCACCCCCACCUCCCCGCACCUACAAGCCGUGCUUCGUGUGUCAAGACAAGUCCUCCGGCUACCACUAUGGAGUCAGCGCCUGCGAGGGCUGCAAGGGCUUCUUCCGCCGCAGUGUGCAGAAGAACAUGGCGUACACCUGCCACCGGGACAGGAACUGCAUCAUCAACAAGAUCACCAGGAACCGCUGUCAGUACUGCCGUCUGCAGAGGUGCUUCGCUGUGGGGAUGUCCAAGGAAUCAGUGAGAAACGACCGCAACAAGAGGAAAAACAAGAAGGAAGCGGUGAAGAUGACCAUCAUGGAGACGUACGAGCUGACGGCGGAGCUCGGCCUCAUAGUGGAGAAGAUCUGCAGGGCUCACAGAGAAACCUUCCCCUCCCUGUGCCAGCUGGGAAAAUAUACCACAAACUCCAGCUCAGACCACAGGGUCCAGCUGGACCUCGGGCUCUGGGACAAGUUCAGCGAUCUGGCCACCAAGUGCAUCAUCAAGGUGGUGGAGUUCGCCAAGCGCGUGCCGGGCUUCACCGGCCUGACGAUCGCCGACCAGAUCACUCUGCUGAGAGCGGCCUGCCUGGACAUCCUGAUCCUGAGAAUCUGCACGCGGUACACUCCUGACCAGGACACCAUGACCUUCUCAGAUGGACUCACCCUGACCCGCACUCAGAUCCACAACGCUGGAUUCGGACCUCUGACGGACCAGGUUUUCACUUUUGCCGGACAGCUGCUGCCGCUGGAAAUGGAUGAAACGGAGAGUGGCCUCCUCAGCGCGAUCUGCCUCGUGUCUGGAGACCGACAGGAUCUGGAGGAGCCGUCUAAGGUGGAGGUGCUGCAGGAGCCGCUGCUGGAGGCGCUGAAGAUCUACUCCCGCAAGCGGCGCCCCAGCAUGCCCCUGAUGUUCCCCAAAGCGCUCAUGAAGAUCACCGACCUGCGCAGCAUCAGCGCUCAAGGAGCUGAGCGCGCGGUGACGCUAAAGAUGGAGAUCCCGGGCUCCAUGCCUCCGCUGAUCGAGGAGAUGCUGGAGGACCUGCAGGAGCUGGAGGACUCGGAGGAGAGAGAGGAGCAAAACCACAGCCAACACACAGACGCUGCUUCCUCACAGUCCAUGACGUCCUCCGGCUCCGUGCUCUGACACUGUAACUUCUACCAGAGAAGAAACAACAGCAUGAACUGCAGAUGAAGCUCUAAGGAUUUCUGAGGGCAGCCUUUGUUCUGUGAAUACUGAGAACUUGUGCUGAAACAAGAAGGAGAUAUUCAGUUGUUAGAGUAACAGCGUUCCUUGUGAACUAAAUGCUAAUCUGUGAGCUACGAUCCUGUAGGAAAAACAGAAUGAUGCAGUAAUGUUUAAUCUAUCACCACAUGUUUUAACCUUUGGUUGCAGGAACCUCAUAACCUCAAAACCACUCUUAACAUUUAUGUUUCAGUUUUUUCUAUAUUUAUAUUUGCAUGAGACUGAUUCAUUUUUACCUCAUGAAUAACGAUGCCUUUAGCAUUAGGGUAGUAAAGAGCAAACAUCACACGUGGAUAUUUUACAGUUUGUAUAUAAAAUGUAUCACUUGUCAAAUUUAAGGGAUUUUAUAUUGUUUUCUAAGUCAUUUCCAUGAAGCUGUGCUUAUACUUAUACAGAUGAAUAUUACCAUUUAUUAAGAAGUGAAACACUUGAAAAGCUAUUUCUUAACAUUAAUCUUUUUUUCACAUCCUUAAUCAGCUCUGUGUCAAACAAGCAUUGUUAUCCAUUUUAAUAAAUUACCGGGAAAUACACAACCUGUACGAUUAAACAAAACAGAUAAAAUAACUGUAAAUGCAAACACCUGAAAAACUUUUAAUCGUAGGAGUAAAUAUUCAGAAUUGGCAAAAAAUGUUUUCAAAUUUAUAACUUAGGGCUCAGUUGAGGGGUAGAACAAAUAAAAUGCAGCUUGAGCAGCUCCAUUUCUCUUGAUUUGUGAAUUUGCAUUUAUAGUGCGGCAACCAAGCUUGUCUUAUUACUGUACAUGCACAAAUUAUUGUUGGAACACAAACAUUAUAAUAAUACAUGAUUUAAGUGUAUCUGCACCUGCACCAGUAGAAAAUGUUGAUGUUGUUUGAGCGAACAAGGUUCAUUUGUGCAGCGUUGUGUCGUAGUUAGCAAAGCAGGUGGGGAAAUAUGUAACAUCAAAAAACAUCUGUGCCUAAAACAAUGUACAUUCCAUUAAAAGAAGGGUGUUGUUUAGGUAACUGUAUUAAAUGUUCAUUGUGAGCGGCAGAGCCAGCAGCCUGUGUACUGUGACAGCUAAUGUGCCUACUCCAGAUGUGCCAACACCUUCAUUUCAUGAAGUAGCCCACUCUCCAUAUUCAUAGUCCUGGACCAGAAAGUGGUAAUUUCAAUUUCCAGUGGCAUUUCCAUUCGAGCUACUAAACAGAUCACGUCAUGUUGUUGUUGCUCUAUUAAAGUGCUGGACCUCGA
Messenger RNA from Betta splendens (Siamese fighting fish), 3056 nucleotides. Its product is annotated as retinoic acid receptor beta-like. The record is from RefSeq and is a predicted model, not a curated record. Gene Ontology annotation, cellular component: nucleus; transcription regulator complex. The coding region runs from base 393 to 1745 and encodes 450 amino acids. Gene Ontology annotation, molecular function: nuclear receptor activity; zinc ion binding; nuclear glucocorticoid receptor binding. Gene Ontology annotation, biological process: regulation of transcription by RNA polymerase II; cellular response to corticotropin-releasing hormone stimulus; retinoic acid receptor signaling pathway. The transcript has 8 exons. NCBI's taxonomy places the organism in Eukaryota, Metazoa, Chordata, Actinopteri, Anabantiformes, Osphronemidae.